GCCACCGCCGAGGAGCCCGCGGAGGGGGUGCCCCGCAGCCAUGGGGCACCGAGAGACGCUGCCCGCCCGCCCGUCCUGCCGCGCAGGUGCUGUGCUCUCUGUUGCUUGCUGUGACUCCUGCCAAGCAUGGUGCCAGAUCAUCAACGUGUCUGAAUCACACUCUCCUUUCCUCACCUCUAUGGAAGGGACUGUCAAUGAAACAAACUGGAGCGUUUCCGUGCCUGCUGGAAGCAGGUAUCACCUCUACAUUGGCUUGGCUUUGUCAAUAGGUUCCAGUAUCUUUAAUGGUUCUAGUUUCAUACUGAAGAAAAAAGGACUUUUGAAACUGGCAGACAGAGGAGUCACCCGAGCUGGACAAGGUGGAUAUUCUUAUCUGAAGGAAGGGCUUUGGUGGGCUGGACUGCUAUCAAUGGGAUUAGGAGAAGCUGUAAACUUUGCUGCCUAUGCAUUUGCACCUGCAACCUUAGUUACCCCACUGGGUGCACUGAGUGUUCUCAUAAGUGCUAUAUUGUCAUCCUAUUUUUUAAAUGAGAAGCUGAAUAUUCACGGAAAGCUGGGCUGUGUACUGAGCAUUUUGGGGUCAACGGUCAUGGUUAUUCACGCCCCAGAGGAGGAAGAGGUCACCUCACUAGAUGAAAUGGAAAGAAAGCUGCAAGAUCCAGCAUUUGUCACAUUCGCUGUUCUCAUAACAGUUGUUGCCGUUGUCCUGAUUUUUGUCGUGGCUCCAAAGAGAGGUCAGACAAACAUAUUGAUCUACAUUUUAAUUUGCUCGCUCAUUGGUGCCUUCUCUGUCUCAUCUGUGAAAGGCCUGGGCAUUGCCAUUAAACAAAUGCUGGAGCAGAAGCCAGUUUAUCGGCAUCCGCUGGUUUACAUUUUGGUGGGCAUCUUGGUGCUCUCAGUCAGCACUCAGAUCAACUAUCUCAACAAAGCAUUGGACGUGUUCAAUACAUCUCUAGUGACACCUAUUUAUUACGUGUGUUUCACUACGACAGUUCUGACAUGCUCCAUCAUCUUGUUCAAGGAGUGGAAUAGUAUGCAACCGGGUGAUAUCAUUGGAACCCUGAGUGGAUUCUGCAGUAUCCUUAUUGGCAUUUUCCUGUUGCAUGCUUUCAAAAAUACUAACAUCACUUGGAAUCAGUUGAUGUCCACUGUUGCCAAAGAACCAUCACUACCACACCGUAGAUACGAAACCCGUGACACUUUACUAGAGAGCAUGGAAGAUCCAGCUUUGGCAUAUGAGGAGGACGACGUUUUAUUCAGUCAAUGAAACUCUCUAAGCAGUGCUCAUCAUCAAAAAGUCAUGAGUUGCCAACUAAGCCUACCCAUGUUUACUAGACUUUUACUCUUUUUUUCUGCAGUCUUCUGGAAAAUGGUCUGUGAGGCCUGUUAAGUGCGGGCCACUCCUCUGUGUGUCAGCUGUUGGCAGUAAUGAAUGAAAUGAAAAUGUUCAGUAAUUAAUAUGACAGACAGAAACAGGAGGGUGAUUGUAUGUUAGACAAUGAAAAACAUUGUCCUUUUUUUUAUGCAGCAUCUCCUAUUGGAGAAUUUUAGCAAAAAAUUAAUAGUCUUUGUAAGCCACAUUUACAAAAUGCAAUUUUCUUGUAAUGAUAAAGAGUAAUACUUGCUGAAGUGACAAGUAGUCUGCUAUUAUCUUGGUGAUGGCCUUAAUAUUUCAGGCUUUCUUUAUGUUUUUAUAAUUUAUUGCCAAGCAAGCAUGUCGAUAUUCUACAUGAAGGAUAUUUAUUGGAGACACAAUAUGAAGAAAACCCUUUUAGCCUUUAAUAUAAAAUUUUAUACAAGUUUUUUCCAUUUUGGUCACCUAUGAAAACCUUGAAUAGAUGUCAUGAAAAGAAUUUAUCAAAUACAGUUUUUGGUAACCUGUCUCCUUCAAAAUCCUUUUCUACUCAAGGAAUCCUGAGUGGAUUGCAAAUCCCUGAAUAUGCCUGUACCUUUUUAUUUAAGAUCAAGUUCAAGAAAAAGAAAAUUCAUUAGAGACCUGAAAACACUUACUAUUGGCUUAAAAAUUACAUGAAAUGAAAGAAUAAAGUAUUCAAAGGCCGAAGGGAAACAGAAUGUACAAUUAAGAAUUUCUACUCUGUUUUAUAUUACUUUGAGGUUUAAGAAGGGACUUCGCUUAUUUCCGUACAUUUUCCUAAUAUUGCAAAUUAAAACUUAGUUAAGCUUUUCGGGUUUUUUUCUCAUUUUCUGGAACACUAUCAUUCUUUAUUAAUAAUAAAACAGUCCUGAUAUUUUAUAUUCUGUUAGAAUCCAUCUUACAGACCAUGCACUAUUUCUAAAAAUAUUAGGAUGGGCUGUAAACAAGGGGUGGAAAAUGUCAAAACAUCUUUUUUUUUAGUUUGGCGUUUUCAUCAUUUCUAAAAAUGAGUUUUCACCUCUAUUAAAUGUUUAGGAAUAUGAUAAUCUACCAGAGGCCUAGAAGACUGGUAUCUGUACCACAGAAUGCUCCUCAAUUCUGGUCACUGAUCUUUAUCUCACAAAACCAGCUUGCAGAGUGCCUGAUUUACUCAUUACAAUCCCCUUUGUUUUCCACUUUGUGAGCAAGAAAGUAUCUUCAUCUAUCGGAUGUGUGGGUCAUUAUGAGCUCACCAGAAAGAUAAUAGUUCCAAUCUUUGGAUUCUUAAAUGUGAGUCUAGAACAUUUUCCAGAAGUUACUAGCACUUCAGCCGUUAAAAACUGAUUUUAAUCAUUUAUAUAUGCCAAGCAGAACUCCCUCAUGAAGCAGACUGUAGGUUCUCCAAUGUUCAAAAAGUGUAGUAGAAGAGGACAGUUUGGAUGGAUAACAAAUUAUUCCACCAAAGAAAGCUCAUAAUUUAGAUGUAAGAACAGAAGGGUUGCUGCUGAUAUUUCAUAUGUUUGUGUUGUGCAAACUUUCAGUACUUCCUUUUUUGAAAGAUACUUAUGAAACAUCUCACUUGUUAAUUAUUUUUGAUGAUGCUUUAGAAGCUAUCAAAUACUAGAAAGUAACAGUAGGGAUACUAGCUUAAAGUUAUUUCUACAUUAUAAGCACCUUUUUUUUUCACUUGACUAGGUUUGUAGUUGACAUGCCUACAGGAAGAAGUAGAAAUUGUAUCAAUCCCCUGCACCUUCUUUCUAAACUCUCAUUUUUACGAUGAAGAGCAUAUAUGGAAAAUGUGUUACUGAAAAGUGUGUCCAGUUCUUCUUCUCAUGGUAUUUUAUAAAAUAUUGCAGGUAGUCUUGGUGUAAAGAGAAGCUCAGAUAAUGUCAUUAUGCAAUGGGUCUUCGGUUGCCAACUGUGAUUACCUAAUUUGAGAUUACAUUCCAUAGUGCAGGAGAUGGCAGCAAUGCUACCCAGCAAAAGAGACAUUUGCUCAAAAAAUGUACUUGCCUUGAAAAUAUAAUGAUAAUCCAUACAGCUUUGGAAUAUUUUUCAGAUUCUUGGGUGAUGAGACUUGCAGUAAUUCUUUGCUGUUAAAAUGCAUGUGUCAAAGAAGCUUUAGGGAAGAAAAUCUACAAACAGAGUUUCAUUACUUCUUAGUUAAUGUAGAGGAUACUGUGGCUUUAUUGGCCAGAUUCAAGCUUCAAAAUCUUUGUGGUUAAAAACAGGUAAUGCAAAUAAUAAAAAGACUGAAGAUGGAGUUUUUAUUACAGUUUGUCUGUUAACAAAAACUUGAAUUGCUUUUCAUUGUGAAUUACUCCAUUUAAAGAACAACUGAAGAAAAUAUUUACACUAAAAAGAGAAAAAUAAUCCCUUUCCAUAGCUCGUGGCCCCUUUAUUUGCUUGUACAGUCAUCACUGUGGUAUGACCAAAUGGGUUAUUAGUAAGAAAAAGCAACCAGUCCAGUUCCUGAAUGAAUGUAUUGGCAUUUUUUUAAAGACAGGUAAUAAAAUUCCUUUGAGAAGGGUCUGGACAUUCUUUAUACCAACUGUUGACAGUCAAUUAACUUGUACCGAGCAAAAAUUCUGUUAUUUUCUACUGGGCCUGUCUAUCUGCUUUUAUACAUAAAUAACAACUACCAGUAAAAGAAUGUUAUUUUCUUACAAUGUCAGAAAACCAAGUUAAUGCUUAUUUUCAUGGUGUACAGGAAGUCUGUCAUGUUAAGAAGUAAAUUACUGAUUAAGUUUUUGUAUAAAAAACAUUUUCUGUAAGAGAUGUUAUUUUUUAAGUGUUUAUAUUUAGUUAUUAGUUUGGAAUAACUUUGAUUUUUUAGUGAAAUUAUGCUAAUAUUUCUCUUGUAAUAAAUUAUU
Molecule: messenger RNA, 4227 nt
Organism: Pseudopipra pipra
Lineage: Eukaryota; Metazoa; Chordata; Aves; Passeriformes; Pipridae
Gene: NIPAL1
Product: NIPA like domain containing 1
Exons: 6
Coding region: 41-1267 (408 amino acids)
Biological process (GO): magnesium ion transport
Cellular component (GO): membrane
Molecular function (GO): magnesium ion transmembrane transporter activity
Source: RefSeq, a predicted model, not a curated record